Messenger RNA from Lathyrus oleraceus (garden pea), 644 nucleotides. RefSeq lists its product as uncharacterized. The coding region runs from base 100 to 459 and encodes 119 amino acids. Lineage: Eukaryota; Viridiplantae; Streptophyta; Magnoliopsida; Fabales; Fabaceae. The transcript has a single exon. The record is from RefSeq and is a predicted model, not a curated record.
AAACCCUCUCUCAUUUCAUCUAUAUAAACUAUAAUUUCUGCAAAACUAAACAUAUCACAUUAAUAUUCUGCAAGAUCCUUUGAAUAACCAAUUCAAGAAAUGGCUUGUGGGUGUUCAUCAACAGCAAUAGCAGAGAAGAUUUCAUGGAACUGUGCUUUGUUUGUGGCACUAAUGUUGGUUUUAAGUAGCUGCGAAUCAAGUACAAGUGAUAAUGAUGAGUUGAAUGUUCAGAUUCAGAAUAUGCUGCAGGAAAAUGAUUUUAGCAAUAAUAGUAAUAAUCAUGUCAACAACAAAGUGUGUGAUGAGAUAUAUGUUGUUGGUGAGGGAGAGACACUUCAAACAAUAGGUGAAAAGUGUGGUGAUCCUUAUAUUGUUGAAGAGAAUCCACAUAUUCAUGAUCCUGAUGAUGUUUUCCCUGGCCUCGUUAUCAAGAUUAAUCCUUUGUCUCUUAGUUCAUAAAUAUGUUUCAAUUUAAUUAGGACUAAGUUUUUCAUCUUGCAAAGUUCUAUCGUUAGUUCUUGUUUUGAAGUUGGACAGGUACACUUUAAGUAUGUUUGCGAAAUGAGUUUUGAAGAGCCAAGGUUGUAUUUUUAUGUAUGUAUUUAAAAUUUCAAAAAUAAAAUAAAAGAAUGAUGUGAUAAUCA